Ostrea edulis (European flat oyster) is the source of this 7200-nucleotide messenger RNA. Its product is annotated as intraflagellar transport protein 140 homolog. The coding region runs from base 110 to 4552 and encodes 1480 amino acids. The record is from RefSeq and is a predicted model, not a curated record. Lineage: Eukaryota; Metazoa; Mollusca; Bivalvia; Ostreida; Ostreidae. Gene Ontology annotation, cellular component: intraciliary transport particle A; ciliary basal body; axoneme. Gene Ontology annotation, molecular function: protein binding. Gene Ontology annotation, biological process: intraciliary retrograde transport. The transcript has 31 exons.
AUUGCGUACCAAAUAGUUUCAAAAUGGAGCACAUAGCAAUAGAAGUUGUGCUCAUUGGAUAAAACAUUUUUGGUUUUUUCAUUGUACUUGAGAGAAACAAAACAGUACCAUGGCUGUAUACUUUGAUCAUCGUUUGAAUACUGACCGUAGUGGAAUAAAUGUUGACACACAAUGGUAUGACGGUAGUCCAAUUUUAGCUGUCAACACGUACAGUGAUGAGACCGGAGGAUCGGUGAAUCUUUUCCUUGAUGAGGGAGAGAAGUUAAUGAAUGUUCCACUGACUCGCACUUGUCAGGCCACAGCUAUUGCCUGGCAUCCCACGAAAAAGAUCCUGGCUGUUGGAUGGGACAAUGGAGAGUUGCUGAUCUGGAAUGAACAUGAUCAUGAACUGCACGAAUCUCUUCCUUUACACAAAACCAGUAUCACUGUGCUGGGGUGGAGUUCAGCUGGUACACGACUGUCCUCUGGAGACAAGUCUGGCGUACUGAUGGUAUGGAAAGCUGAUGCAAAAGGUAGGCUCCAACAGAAUCCCCUACAUCAGCACCACAUACAGGAACCACUGAGAAUCAUGCUGUACCGGCCUGUCCCCCCACCGGAUCCUAACAAUGAUAUUGCACAGCUGGCCAGAGCUGCUGUUAGUGGUGAUGAAAGUGCUCUAGACAUGUUUAACUGGAAGAGAGGCAAAAAUAAUGCAAGAGGAGGGGCGUCAUUUGGAGCUCAAGAGUCAUUGACUUUCUUUGUGGGUGGAGCUACAGGUGGUGUGUACUUUGUGAAUGAUGCAGGCCAGUGUACACAGAUCUUCAAUGCAGACGGGCCUGUGAUGACCUUACUGCACUAUGAUGAAAAGAACCUGCUGAUCACUGUUACUGAGAACAUGUUGCUGACUCAGCACUUUAUCACGCCAGAGGGAGAAGCAAGGGAGGUUUUGAAGGUUAAAAUGAGUGGAAGAGGAGAGCAGCCCACCAUUGUAUGGGCGGGAGCGGGGAUCCUGGCUACAGCACUUGGAGAAGGUGUUGUAAGGAUGUGGGAUCUGGAACACGAAGACAACUUUAUCCUAUCCCUUGAAGGCCAUAGCAGUUAUGAUCACAACGAGACCAUCAGUUGUAUCUCAUACAGCCCAGAGAAAGGAACCCUGGCAGGAGGCACAAACAUGGGUAACGUGGCCCUGUGGAAGUACUCCCCUCCGCUGGGAGGAAAGGUAGUGGAUGGGGAGAUGAAGUGGAAACUACAGGCCCCAGCCACUGUGGAGGGACCCAUCAAACAGAUUAGGUGGGGAUCAAGCAAGCACCUGCUGUCUGUCAAUACGAUUGCCAAUGUGUUCAUGCUUAAUGAGCAAGUGAUGAGUGCAGGAUUUAAGGAACAGACUGCAGUGGUUCAGUAUGGACCCAGCUCCCUGUCCAUAGAAAUGUUUUCCAACAUGGACCACCAUGACCUUAAGACUGAUGUCCAAGUGAAGGGCAUAUUUACAACCAAAGAUGCAUUAGCUGUGUGGAAUGGUCGCCGAGUGAUGACCUACGAGUAUUCUUCUGACAAGACUACAAUUAAAGCAGCUGGAACAUUUACCACAGAGACCAUGAAUGUGUGUCUGUAUGAGCAGAAUGUCUAUUGCAUUGAGUCAAUGAAAGUUCAAGUGAGAACACAUCAGGGUACAGUCAAACAGACUAUAAAUUUCUCUGAACCCGAGGGUCAGCCGGUCAGUAUAGAUGUGUGUGGGACCUAUCUGGUCAUUGGAACUAGCAUUGGAUUGGUCCGAGUGUAUGACCUUUCCAGAAGAGAGGCCAAGCCCCAUAGUCAGCCCCGGAACCUAGGGGAGAUAAUCCCAGGAUUCGGCUCCAUCAUCUCCUGUAAAUGUAACUGUAAUGGAAGUCGAGUCAGUGUUUUGAUCAAAUCAACUCAAGGCACCACUGACCCUAAACUGUAUUUCUGGGACACGGAGGUGGACCAGGUAUCCUAUUUUAACUUUGAAACGGGUCGAGGCGAGCAAGAUGAUUUUCCUCCAGAACAAAUUGAGGGUAUCGAAGGAGACACCAAUGAUGCAGAAAGGGGGAAGACCCAGGCUGCUAAAGACAUUGCUGGCCGAUCGCCGAUGACGCACUACUGGGACGCCCAUGAUCCCAAGCUGGUUGUUUGUGAGGCUAAAAUCAUGAUCGAUGCUUUCAACAAGAAGGAAAAGGAGGAGAAGAAGAGUGUGUCUCUGUCCAAAACAAUGGACGACGGACCUGUGGAGGUAAUGAUUGUAUCGCUGUUCAGCACACCAGAGAACGGAAUCUUGAUACAGGACAGCUUUCCUCUCCCCGAUCAGUUCCAGACACUGCUCGGUAUCGAGGUCCCCUAUCACUACUUUGUCAAGAAGUCUGAGAACACGAGUGAUGAUGAUGGCGACAUUCCACGGACAGAGUCAUCAUCCCCCAGAAUGGUGGCUCGCAGGACCAUGAGGGACUUUGUAGGGCUGGAGGAUAGUGACAAAAAUACCAAAGAUGCCAUGCUUAACUUCAGCUACUAUCUGACUAUUGGCAACAUGGACGAAGCCUUCAAAUCUAUCAAGCUCAUCAAAAGUGAGUCUGUGUGGGAAAACAUGGCAAAGAUGUGUGUGAAAAGUCGGCGUUUGGAUGUGGCCAGUGUCUGUUUGGGCAACAUGGGCCAUGCCCGUGGAGCCCGGGCCCUCAGGGAGGCCAUGAAGGAGCCGGAACUUGACGCCAAAGUAGCUGUCUUAGCCAUGCAGUUAGGGCUAAAGGAAGAUGCAGAACGAUUACUAAAGAACUGUAAGAGAUAUGACCUGCUGAAUGAAUUCUACCAGUCUGUUGGAGAAUGGAAGAAAGCCCUGGAAACUGCAGAGAUGUAUGAUCGUAUCCAUCUGAGGACCACAUAUUAUAAUUUUGCCAAGCAUUUAGAAAUGAAGGGGGAUUACUCCGAGGCUAUUCCUAAUUACGAGAAGUCGGAUACACAUCGAUUUGAGGUCCCUAGGAUGCUGUUUGAUGAACCUGAAGCUUUAGAACAUUAUAUCAGUUUACACAAAGACAAGGCAUUACACAAAUGGUGGGCCCAGUACAUGGAGAGUACUGGAGACAUGGAGACCGCCCUACAGUAUUACGAGAACGCCCAGGAUUACCUGUCCCUAGUCAGAGUCUACUGUUAUUGUGGUCAGAUGGACAAGGCCUCAGAGAUUUGUAACAACACAGGUGACCGUGCAGCUUGUUAUCACCUGGGACGUCAGUACGAGAACCAGGAUCAAAUUAAGGAGGCGAUACACUUCUUCACCCGGGCUCAGGCUUACUUCAAUGCCAUCAGGCUCUGCAAAGAGCACGGUAUGGAGGAUCAGUUGAUGAACUUAGCUCUGAUGGGACGACCAGAGGACAUGAUAGAGGCAGCUCGUUAUUAUGAACAGAAACCAGGAGCCCAGGACAAAGCUGUUAUGUUGUAUCACAAGGCAGGUAACUUUUCCAAAGCCUUGGAUCUGUCCUUCCGAGCUCGACAGUUUGGAGCCCUGCAGCUCAUUUCAGGUGAGCUGGAUGAGCGAGCUGAUCCUGAGCUACUGAAACGAUGCGGAGAUUUCUUCAUGGAGAAUGGCCAGUACGACAAAGCUGUAGACUUACUGGCUAUUGGUAGAAAGUACUGGGAGGCAUUAAAGAUCUGCAUGGACCAGACCGUGGAGAUCAACGAGGAUUUAGCAGAGAAACUGACACCAAGUAAAGAUGACGCUGGAAUUGACACGAUGGAGAGGGUCAAAAUCCUGGAGGCCAUUGCAGAAGUUUGCAUGCAUCAGGGAGAGUAUCAUUUAGCCACAAAGAAAUUCACUCAGGCUGGAAAUAAAAUCAAGGCAAUGAAGGCCCUGUUGAAGUCUGGCGAUACAGAGAAGAUUUGUUUCUUUGCUAACGUCUCCAGACAGAAGGAGAUUUACAUUAUGGCUGCCAACUAUUUGCAGUCAUUAGACUGGCGUAAAGACCCCGAGAUUAUGAAAAACAUCAUAGGAUUCUAUACCAAAGGGAGAGCACUGGAUUCCUUGGCAGGCUUCUAUGAUGCUUGUGCACAGGUGGAGAUUGACGAGUACCAGGACUAUGAUAAGGCAUUGCGAGCUCUUGGGGAGGCAUAUAAAUGUCUCACUAAAGCUAAAAUGAAUGAUGAAAUGUUACUGGAGGAAAGAUUAGCUCAGUUAAAAAACAAGAUGGCUCUUAUCAAGAAGUUUGUCACUGCCAGAAGGGCAUUUGAGGAGAAUCCAGAGGAAGGGAUUAAGCAGUGUCAGAUUCUGUUAGAGGAGCCAGAUUUAGAGUCGGGCGUACGUGUCGGGGAUGUGUAUGGGGUCAUGAUAGAGUAUUACGCUCGCAGGGACAGAUGGAAAGCUGCUCAUGCUGCAAUAGAAGAAAUGAAGAGUAGAGUUUCCAAUGUUAACAUAGGUUAUUACGUGAAUAUGAGAACUGUAGAAGCCGUAUACCGUGCUUUGGACAUUCCUAUGGGUGACAUGAGUAGAGGGAAGAUGAAUGGAGUGAUGGAUGAAGAAGAUGGAGAGAUUGUAGAAGAGGAGGUGGAUAAUAUCUAUGGACAUGAUGAAGUUUGAUGUCCAGGGAAUACAGUGUGUCCAUUCCAUCAGUUUUCUGUGAUACUCCAAUUUUGUUGUAAUACAGUUCUGUUUUUGUUGCUAUGACAACUGGUCUAAUAAUAGUUAGCUUUACAAACACUUUUGACUAUUUAAUAGAAUCUUUUCUUUUUAAUACUUAUAUUUUCAGAUCUGUUUUCCUACAAUAUUUUUUAAAAAUGUACUGAUAUCUGAAGAUUAUUUAUGAUAAAUUAAAACUUUUCAUGGAAACUUGAAAUGUAGGAAUUUGGAAUUUAAUUAUUAGAUUAAUUAUUUGUGAUAAAUAAUGCCACUCCUUAUGUUUGACUACAUGUCUAUAAUUGAUUGUUUAAAUGAGAACAAAGCCCACCUUUUUUUAUAAUGUUUAUUAUUGCAGUCAUGCACUGUCUGAUCACUUGCAAUGUUUUUGAAAUGUUGAUAGAAUUAACAGAAUUAUUUUGGGUGUAAUAAAUGUUCAGCUCCCCCCUUAAAAGAAACACCUUUACAAUGCUUUCUUUAGGAUUUAUUCAUAGAAAUCAUGUAGGAGCUGGAAGAUAUUUUAUUCUGUUUAAAGAUGUUUUUGGGAUGAAGAAUUUCAGAAUCAUACUCGUUUAAAUUUCUGGUGGUUGUGUUUUUGGUUGUGUCUUUGUCAUGUGAUUCAUUUCUUUGUCAUGUGAUUUAUUUCUUUGUCAUGUGAUUUGUCAUGUGAUUCAUUUCUUUGUCAUGUGAUUUGGACAAUAUUUUAUACAGCUACUGCCUUUUGUUUUGUUUUAUACACAAUAUUAUUUUCUUCAAUUUGUUGGGUAUAUUUUCACAAUUUAUUUGCAUUACAAAGAAUCUUUCAAGACAUUGUGCACCAUUAAUUAUGAUCUUUAAAAUUUGCCCAGAAUGAAAGGGGCAUGAAUAUGAUUUUCGAUCAUUUGAAAGUAAACCCCCCCAACCCCCCCAACCCCCCCCCCCCACACACACACACACAACCCCCCCCCCCCCUUUUUGGUUAUAGAAAUAAGGAUCUUUCAUUAAUAAGUGGAUUAAAGAUAUUUCUUUACAAAAUGCAUCAUAUUUACAUGACCAUAAAAGUGGACUCCCAAAAUCAUGUUUGUUAAGACAUUGUUUAUAUCCAGAGAGAGAUGAAUUUCAUACAACUGUAAACAAAUGCUUGUUAUCAGCCAACAAACGUCGCGCAGAGGGAAAAACUCCAGGAUAUCUUAAAAGUGUCUCAAAACAUUCAACAUUUCAAAAUAGAUUAAUGAUAAAUCAAUAUAUUGUGCAUAUUCAGAGAAAAAAAGAACUGAAAAUUUCUUUUAGAAAAUAUUUUUUUAUCGAAGGUGUCAACUUUGACACCAUGUGGAUAGUUUAGUUGCAUAACAUGUAAACAUAUAUGGGGCUUCAGUUGAAAAUUGAAAAGUUUAGAUGUAUCAAAUAUUACUUUACAUCAGUUUUUGAAAUUUUGGUUUUCAAGUACAUGUAUUGUCAAUUCUUUAUUAAAUAUCUUGAGUUGUGGUUUUUAAAAACCAAAAUCAUGUCCAUGCCUCUUUCAGGGCAACAGGCAAGCUAUUUUGCCAAAAAUAUUUGUAUCAUAAUAAAAAAAAAUUGCACUUUUUGCUAGAUAUAUUAGCCUAAAAUUACAAGCCAAGCCUAGCGAUUCUCAGUACUUACAGUACUUUGAUUGCUAGAUAUAUUAGCCUAAAAUUCAAUAUGAAUUACUCUCAUCUUUUUUUUUAAUUUAUUUUUUUUUGCAAAGAAAAUGUCCCAAGUAUGAAUCACACUUUGAUUAAGUUUUUUUUUAAAACUAUCAGCAAGUUUGUUGUUUAUUUUUAGAUGUAGCAACAUGCAAACAACUAGGUGCAGAACCUUAGGACCUGUAGGAUUAGGAAAUUGGUUCCUCCCAGAGAGCCACAGUUCUAAAGCUAGUAAACCAAAAUUUAAUAGGGAAUUCAAAACUGAUAGUUUUGUUUGCAUAAAUGCAAAAUAGCAUCCGCCCCCUACCCCCCCCCUACCCCCCCCCCCCCCCCCUUACCCCCCCCCCCUAUUUGUGUCCGGAGCCCUCUACUCUCUAAUUAAGGAGGAAGAUGGUGAGACGGAGGUGAAUUUACCAGAAGUGAUAAUGAAAAUGUCCCUCCUCUGGCAUUGUGUACUGAUUCAUUGUCGUCUAAAGUGUUAUAAUACUUAUCUUUUUGCUGCUUUUUCCCAUAGAGUGCAAGGAAAUCAAUUCUGCAAGUGACACAUUGGCUUAAUUUAAAUACUGAAAUUUUCAUUCCAGGUUUUAAUGGAAAUGUUCAUCAUUUCAUUUUGUAUGUAUAUGCAUUUUAUGUUUUAUUUAUUUAAAAACUUUUUCUAUGUAGCUACAUGUAGGUUGUUAAAUUUCAGUUUAUUGAACAUGUCAAUAUCUUUGUUGCUGUUGUGAAAAAUGUGUAGAUUAAUGGCUCCAUAACGGUUUGUUGGUGUGAAUACAAGUCUCCUAUCGUUUUGAUGCUGAUCAUGUGACCUGUGACAUCAGAUCAUAUGGUCAUGUGAUAUAUGUAAGGCUGUAUCAUAUUAUGAAGUGAUGUGAUUUAGUUCUUGUAUCAAUCUGGUGCCGUCCUUUUUCUUAUUGAUUGUACUGGGAAUAAUCUCAUGUAUACAUGCAGAAAUAAAAAUUGUAAAGUGAA